Molecule: messenger RNA, 507 nt
Organism: Aspergillus ibericus CBS 121593
Lineage: Eukaryota; Fungi; Ascomycota; Eurotiomycetes; Eurotiales; Aspergillaceae
Exons: 6
Coding region: 1-507 (168 amino acids)
Source: RefSeq, a predicted model, not a curated record
AUGUCUUGGGCGAGAGCCAAACUGUCGCACUGGGUUGAUGACCCUAUGUCUAGUCCACUGGUGGCUUUUGUCUGUUUAUCAUCAACGGACACGAGCCGGGCAUGGGUCAACAAUUUCGCCCUGGUUCUCCCACGAUAUUCCCAACUCUACUACCCACUGCAUGCAUCCUCGAACUACGAGCCAGAAGAUCGUGACGAGUUUCAAGCCGCGAUUGCCAAAGACACGGUGGAUGCCGCGCGUGGACAGGCGAAAAGCCUCGAGAGCAAGAUCACACAGUCGAAUAUGGUAGAAGAAAAUGAGAUCUACCCUGUCCAGGCCUGUGCGAUCAACGUCCAGAAGGGCCAUCGAGAAGAAGGAACUGCACUGGAGCACCCUAGAACAGAUGCGAUCGUAGGAAAAUCACUGGCCAUAAGCACCGACCGAGAGUUCAUCUGGAUAAGUCAGUUCGCCAUGCCCGCUUACCUGGGAAGUAGGAAUUUUUGGAAUUUUCUUCCCUCAUUCUUCUAG